Messenger RNA from Panthera uncia (snow leopard), 1100 nucleotides. It is a transcript of the gene NME3, whose product is annotated as NME/NM23 nucleoside diphosphate kinase 3. The transcript has 5 exons. Gene Ontology annotation, biological process: UTP biosynthetic process; CTP biosynthetic process; GTP biosynthetic process. Bases 49 to 852 code for a protein of 267 amino acids. The record is from RefSeq and is a predicted model, not a curated record. Lineage: Eukaryota; Metazoa; Chordata; Mammalia; Carnivora; Felidae. Gene Ontology annotation, molecular function: nucleoside diphosphate kinase activity.
CGCAGGCCCCGCCCGGUCCGAGCCGCUGCCACCACCGCCGCCGCCAUCAUGAUCUGCCUGGUGCUGACGGUGCUGGCCCACCUCUUCCCGGCGGCCUGCGCCGGCGUGCACGAGCGCACCUUCCUGGCCGUGAAGCCCGACGGCGUGCAGCGGCGGCUCGUGGGCGAGAUCGUGCGGCGCUUCGAGAGGAAAGGCUUCAAGCUGGUGGCGCUGAAGCUGGUGCAGGCCUCGGAGGAACUGCUGCGUGAGCACUACGCCGAACUGCGCGAGCGCCCCUUCUACGGCCGCCUGGUGGACUACAUGGGCUCGGGGCCGGUGGUGGCUAUGGUGUGGCAGGGGCUGGACGUGGUGCGCGCCUCGCGGGCCCUCAUCGGGGCCACGGACCCGGCCGACGCGUUGCCCGGCACCAUCCGCGGGGACUUCUGCGUCGAGGAACGUGAUCCACGGCAGCGACUCGGUGGAGAGCGCCCGCCGCGAGAUCGCCCUCUGGUUCCGCGGCGAGGAGCUGCUGUGCUGGGAGGACAGCGCCGGGCACUGGCUGUACGAGUAGCCCUGCCCGCGGGCCCCAGGGGCCGUCCGGUUUGCGACCCGCCUGGAAACGCACUCGGGCCAGCGCUGAGGCUGGCCGGCACCUCUGUUUACAAUAAAGUGAAGUGCUUAUGCUCACGUCGGUCUGGGCCCAGGGACACAGAGCUACGUGUUAAGACAUUUAUUACAUACAGAGCAGAUACGUGGGUUUGCUUGCAGGGCCAAAGCCUGAGGAGAAUGUCCGCCCAGCCCCUCCCCCCAGCCGCACCCACCCAGCUAGCCCCCGAGUCACUGCACGGCCUGUGGGAACAGACAAGGGACUGAACGUACAUCACAGUGGAGGGUGGCAGGGUGGUGGGGGGAAGCCUGCAGCUGCACGGGGCUGUGGCCAGGCCGGCUGGGCUCCUGGGGAGGCUGCCGGAGAUGUGUGCUUCUCUGGUGGGAGGUGGGUAGGCAGCAGGGCCGGGGGCUGCCCCAACCAGCGCCCCUCUCCGGUAGGUUCAGGGAGCAGCAGUCCAGGGCGGCACCCCUCAAAGCAAGUGGCCAUCCACACCCAGAGCCGGCCACACUGC